Molecule: messenger RNA, 2498 nt
Organism: Lecanosticta acicola
Lineage: Eukaryota; Fungi; Ascomycota; Dothideomycetes; Mycosphaerellales; Mycosphaerellaceae
Source: the annotation of a GenBank genome assembly
AUGGACAGCUCGUCAUCUCAUCAUCAUCAGCAGCCGGAGAAACGACGCCGUCUAGAACGUGUAUCCGCAGCAUGUGAUCUCUGCAAAACGCGAAAAGUGAAAUGCAACGGCCAAUUACCUUGUUCCUAUUGUCAGAGGAAGAAUCGAGCGGAUACAUGUUCCUUUUCCACGCCGAGGACGCGUGGCGAGGGCCCCGCCGUGAGAGUCUCACCGACCGCUGGAAAUACGCCUGUGAAUGGCUUACUGGGAGGUCCGACGCCGCAGCCCUCGAGGGAACAGGCGGGAAGUGAUCCGAGUUUACGGACGGAUUUUGAACCGGAUAGAGGGGCCGGGUAUGGGCCUGAACUUUCGCCUACGGGUAGUAGGGAUGGACAUCACGAGGUACGAUAUAUGGAUAUCUGGAAGGGUAUGGAGGAUCAGAGCUAACAUUUCAUGUGACAGGACACGGCUGUGCCCUUGGAAGCACGCCUGCUCCGCGAUGCUCAAGGUAAGGCUAUCUUCAUAGGAGACUGCGCGCCUCUGUCCUUCUUGCAGACAGUAAGGCAUUUGAUCGCUUCCGAACUCGACCCUCACGAAUUCCCUGCUCAGACUGCCAGAGAUUCCGUGAUUGAAGUCGCCCAACCCGCGGCCGUGGAAGAACAGCAGGCGUCGACGAUUGCCGUCCCAGCGUUCUCCGAUGUCGAACCACUGUUCAGACAGUAUCUCAUCGCUACUAAUGGCUUGGUCGACCUGUUUGACCGGGACAAGCUGCUUGCAGACCUCCAGAGCUGGGCGAGCGGAAUGGCAGCCUCGAAGCAGGGGGUCGUACUUGCAACUUGUUAUCUCGUCUUCGCGAUCGGUGCUCAAGAGAGCGACGAGACCAAAGCCGAGAUCUGGCUCAAGCAUUCACAAGCGAUGCUGCUCCAGAACAUGUGUAGCAGUAUGACGGUCGCAACCGUUCAGGGCUUUGCACUUCUCGCUGUAUACAUGCUAAGAGCCUUUCAACCAAAUGCGGCAUACCUAUACUUCGGUAUGUGCAGCCUAUGAUUGUGAUACAGACACCACAAUCACUUCUAACGCCAAUACGCAGCGCUGGCUUCACGCACUGGAUACGCUAUCGGUCUUCAUAGAUCGGAAGUGAACGCAUCCUUUGGACCAGAUGUCCACGCACUUAGGUCAGCUGCGCAGGCUUGCUUUCUGGAAGAGGAUUGCUAACUGCAGAGACAGAGAUCGAAUUUGGAAAAGUCUGCGAGUGGUUGAUAUGCUCAUAAGUAACAUUUUGGGACGUCCACCCUCGACCUCGGACGUAGACUGCACUGUCAAAUAUGGGGGCGUGUCUGAAGCCACAGCAACACCGGCACAUGUCCUCGAUGCGAGCGUCCACAUCUUCAUGAUUAUUGAAAGAGUGGUCGUGGAGGUAUACUCACGGAAGCGAAUCUCUCUGCGCAUAGCCAAUUAUGUCUCGCAUCAGCUGAAAGGCUGGGCAUCUCGCUGGGUAAGUUAUUAUCGCCACAAGACAUUUCCAUGCAACCUUCAUAUUUUAGCCGCGAAUGGAAGCAUGAUAAUAGCUUCUGCUAUAUUAUAUAUAUCAGCUAAUGCUCUACUUUCUGCAUUGCAGGUCCGACCCUUCCGAGAAGCCAUCAACACUCGCAACGAGAAUGCUGCUAGUCAAGAAGUCCUGGUGGGAGCUUGUCAGAACCUCUGUUCUUAUUUUUACGGCAUCAUGCUUUUAACAAGACCGUUCUUGAUAUAUGACUUGUACGAGUAUCUGGGAGUAUCAUUGCGCGCACCGGGCACUCAGGCCGAAAAUAAAGAGAAGAGACGCUUCGCCGAUGCUGCUCUGGACGCAGCGGCUGCGUUUGUCGAAACGGUGCAGACAGCGAUCAAAGCUCGCCAGAUGCCUACAAGAAUGCCUCUUGUUGUGUGAGUCGUUGAUAAUGAUCCUUGUGCAAACACAGUUGACAUGAGAUAGAUCUUGGCUAUUUACGACAUCCUUGGUACUAGCUGUUGGCAUCCUUGGUCGUUCUGGCCUCUCCCUCGAAGAUAAUUGUCGAGCAUCCAUCCGUUGCUUAGACUAUUUUGCAAAGGUCGACCCGCACGCCCAUCAGUAUUCGGCCAUUGUACACGCGCUCCUCAAAACAACUACCCAGCAUGUCAAGAAACGAGAGGACGAAAUGCAUUCCCAACGGAAACAAGCGUCUUCUCAACUGUUUGGGUUGUUUCCAGAUGAGCCCGACCAGCAGGACGCCGAAGAGCCUCCUACGGCCUCUGCUGAAGUUCAGCAGCAUCUGCAUACUACAUUGUCUAAUCAAUAUCUCUCAUCGUCAAGCGUUGCCGCACCUUCUGACUGGAACAUGUACGAUGCCGACUUUUUCGCCCUUCCAUGGGUUGAUGAGAAUGAUCUGGGCCUGCAGGAUUUUCUGCAACCCGGUCGUCACACUCUGGACGGAUCACUGGCAGAUAUUCCACUGUUUCCGAUGUACGAUCAAUCGGCCCAUGGGACUGGAGGCGAUUUCUGA